AUGUCCGCGGGACGAAAGCCUGGCGUUGCGUCGGAUGAGGAGUUCGAUGCGUUCGUUGCCGCCGCCUCUGGGCGACAAAUCCUCGUCGUCGAUGCGCGCAAUCCCGAUUUUUCAAUCGAGCCGGAUGAUGCAAAGUUUGGCGCAGACGGUGGAUCGGCACCGAUUUCGCUGUGCGGUACCCCCGCGCGACCGAACUCGAUGAAUAUUCCUUACGAGCGGGCGGCGAAGCGGUUGCAACCGCGAGGGGUCGAAGCGCUCGCGGUAAAGACGGCGGGUGAUAAAACGACCCCCAUCAUCACGCACUGCGGUGGUGGCGGGCGGGGACAAAAAGCGAAGGAAGCCCUCGAAGUGUUGGGGUACACGAAUGUCAUCAAUGGUGGAGGACCCGCCGUCGACGAUCUUUGGAUAAAGUUUGGCGAGUUGUAA
This is a messenger RNA of Ostreococcus tauri, 426 nucleotides long. Its product is annotated as Phospholipase C, phosphatidylinositol-specific, Y domain. Gene Ontology annotation, biological process: lipid metabolic process; intracellular signal transduction. The transcript has a single exon. Lineage: Eukaryota; Viridiplantae; Chlorophyta; Mamiellophyceae; Mamiellales; Bathycoccaceae. The record is from RefSeq and is a predicted model, not a curated record. Bases 1 to 426 code for a protein of 141 amino acids. Gene Ontology annotation, molecular function: phosphatidylinositol-4,5-bisphosphate phospholipase C activity.